Messenger RNA from Lachancea fermentati, 1221 nucleotides. NCBI's taxonomy places the organism in Eukaryota, Fungi, Ascomycota, Saccharomycetes, Saccharomycetales, Saccharomycetaceae. The record is from the annotation of a GenBank genome assembly.
AUGAGCGAUACAACGGAGGAAAAACUUGCAAAACUUGUGACGCUUUUCCCAGAUUAUGAGAAAGAAGCGCUUCUGGACAUUUUGGUUAGCUGCAAUGGCUCGAUCCGUGAAGUAACUUUAUUGAUCGAUGGCGAUUAUUCAAAACUCAAGGAAAUAGAGUCACAGAGAAAACGUUUAAAAACAAAGUCACAACAGACCCUUCUCUCGUGCUUUUCUUCUCCUUCUUCAGCUAUAAGCGCAAGGACACUCCCUCGUGGCUCGAAUGGAAAACCAAUUAAUUUGUAUACAAAAUCCGAAAUAGAAUCUUCUCUGCGUUACUGCACUUAUCAUCCCAACAUAUUUCCUGAUCAGCUCGCUGACAGCCUGUUAAAAAUGGGUCUAGAAGACGAUGCUGCAGCCCCCAACGAGUUUUAUCUAUUCGGCAAUAAAUGUGUGUCAAAUCACAAGACAAGAAUAUAUAGCAAUCAACCCAAUGGGUCUUCAAUGAAUUAUAAUGGGAAAAAAGUAAAGAAUGUUGGUGCUUAUACUGAUGAACUUGCAAUGGCACAAGUUAUAAUCGAAGAAACAGUGAACACUGCUUUAGGUAAACGCAAAGUUCUUCCAUUUCAAGUCAAACCUGGUGAUUGGAAUGUGCAAACUGUGCUUUGUAAUAUAUAUGGACGAGAAAGCAAUUUAGAUUGGCAUUCAGAUAGGCUGACACACAUUGGCGCACAUGCAGUGAUUGCUUCGGUUUCAUUAGGUUUUUCGAGAGAGUUCCGUGUGAGAAAGGUAUACCCUACUAAUUCACAAGUUUACAGUAUACACCCGAGCCACAACUCUUUGAUAAUUAUGCAUGCUGGUUUUCAAGAGGAGUAUAAGCAUUGUGUGCCUUUUCUUCCGAAAAGAAGGGCAAUACCUGCAGACGAAAUUCACCCUCUAUCUGGAACAUCAAGAGUAAAUCUUACGUAUCGCAAUUACACGAUGAGCCAAAAUCCUACAUGUGAAAAGUGCGGAUAUCCCAUGGAACUUCGGCGUGCUUUUAAGGAUUCAAAAAACCGGGGAAAAUACUUAUGGCAGUGUGCCAAGAGCUAUACUGAUCAAAACGGAUUCAAAGAAGGUAAUGAAUGUAGAGGCAUGAGAUUCGCGAGGUUGAAUUGUGACCCACCAUACACCAAUGAUGAAAGACUUUGUUCAACCUGGCUUGCUGAUGAUGAUUAUGAGGCCAAGCAGAUUCAGCAAUGA